GGUUUUUUGAAACACUAAGCAGUUGUGAUAGUUGACAUACACAAGAAUAACUUAAUAGAAACAUGAAGACGUUCACAUUAGUUGGUAUUUGCCUUACCAUUCUGGUAGUAUCAGUUGCAGGAAGCGAAGCUAAUAAAAUACCACCCAAAUCUGGAGCACCAGAGGCACCCAAACCACCACAACAGAAGCCAACACCACCAAAGUCAUCUCCACAUCCUGCAUCAUCACCAAAGCCAUCUUUCCAUGAGGAUGACAGUUCUUCUUCUUCUUCUUCAGAGGAACACUCAAAAUUACACCGCCUUCUGAGAAUAGUUCCACAUGGUGUAGAACGUGUUUUGGGUGGAAAACUGGAAUUCGUUUCAGAUGCAAUUGAAGAUGCAGCUGACAUCACUCACGAUAUCAUCAAACAAGGAACGAAUUUCAUUGCUGAUGCAGCAGACAAAAUACGCCCACAUGAUCAUGGACACAAAAACUGAUUGCAAUGAUUUGUUGAAACCGAUGUUUGAUUUCUUGUAUUCUUUCGAUUGAUAGAAAAUAUAUUCUGCAAAUUCAAAUAAGUAAA
Molecule: messenger RNA, 562 nt
Organism: Leptinotarsa decemlineata (Colorado potato beetle)
Lineage: Eukaryota; Metazoa; Arthropoda; Insecta; Coleoptera; Chrysomelidae
Source: RefSeq, a predicted model, not a curated record